CGAAUUUUCACUUAAGCUUGCAUAUCUAUUUAGAACGUCGAUGAAAAGUGAAUGCAGAAUCUCUAUAAUCUGAACAAUUCUUUUUAUAUAAUCGUCCCAGGAAGUUGCUAAUAAGUAUCUUACAGCUGGGCAUCAAAAAAGGCUUGUUGUGGCCGAUACAGCCUCAAAAUCCGAGUUCUUUAGAUUCGCAACACCAUGAAUAUUCCAUACCAGUGUCUAAGCCAACUUGGACAGGGUUCCAUCCUCUGCGCUGCUAAAGGGACCAGCAUUCACACAUUUGACCUUAACUCUGGGCCUUCGAUCUUGUCCUCGUGGACUCAUCCCCUUGCAAAGAAGGCAGGAAAUGGCAAACCUCAUAAAGAUGAAAAGGGAACUACUCAAAAAGGACAAGAUCCUGAUGAGAAGGAGAGUGGUCAGCGUCCAUCAAAGAAGCGCAAGCUCAGUUCGGAUGAAAAGCCCGACAUUAAGGGAGAAGACGACCAGGCUGACGCUGGAAUAGUAGAACCAGCGGCAAGCAGCGAUGGAAAGAAGCAAAAGAAGCAAAAGCAAAAAUCCGAGUCCCGGGCUCAGCAGCCGGAAUUGCCGUUCGUUACUUUGUUAACAACAACUGAAGAUGGAAGCCACGUAGUUGCCGUAACUGGCCAGGACAAGGCGAUAUGGAUAUUCGAGCAUGACGGAAAGGGUGGUUUGAAGGAAUUAAGUCAGAGAGUCAUGCCGAAGCGCCCCAGCUCCAUCGCCAUCACAACCACCGUAGACGGGCCUACCAUCCUCUCCGCGGAUAAAUUCGGGGACGUCUACUCGCUCCCCCUAAUUCCCACUCCCACUACCACCACAGAAGCAUCCACCACGCCAACCCCCGCCUCAACACCUACCCCUACCCCCAAUCCCUCAGCCCCCUUCAAACCCUCCGCGAACCGCCUAACCGUGCACUCGAAGCGCAACCUACGCGCUCUCGAAGACCAAGAGCGGGUGCUAGCCCAGGGCCAGGAAGUCCGGAAGGAGAAAGAGACGCCGGCCUUCGCGCACUCGCUGAUCCUAGGCCACGUAUCCAUGCUAACCUCUCUCGCCCUCGCCUCCGCGGACGGGCGACCGUACAUCCUAACCGCGGACCGGGACGAGCACGUCCGCGUCUCGCGCGGCGCGCCGCAGGCCCACGUCGUCGAGACGUACUGCCUGGGCCACGAGUCCUUCGUCGCCGCGCUCUGCGUGCCCGCGUCGCGGCCCGAGGUCCUGCUCUCCGCCGGCGGCGACAACGAGCUGUUCGUCUGGGAGUGGAAGGCCGGGCGGCUGCUGCGCAGGGUCGAUGUUUUGGGCCGGGUAAAGGAGGUCUCGCCCGAUGCGAGUAAGGUCGCCGUGGCGCGGUUGUAUUCGUAUGAGGUGCGCGGACGCUGCUACGUGCUGGUAAUCUGUGAACUGGUGCCGGCGAUCUUCGUCUUCGAGCUUCUACAGGAUAAUACCCUCGAACACGUGCAAACCCUGAAUGUGCCCGGCAGCCCGCUGGAUGUCGUUGUGAUCCUGAGUUCUGGGGGAACUCCGAGAUUAGUCGCCGCAAUCGAUCCUCGCCAACCUACUAACAGCAAUGGCGGAGUACAGGGAGAAAGUGUUGCUACAGAAACGGCACAAUCACUCUUACUAUACGAACAAAACGAAGCAGGUAACUGGGCUCCUUCCGGGGGUAUCCAGGACACCGCCGAAGGCAGCCUAGAUAUCUCUAGGGACCAGCUAGAAAGUAUUCUUUACUCAGUCGAGAAGCUGCGCAAGACCGAGUUCGAGGACGAGGCAGAGGCGGAAGGAGGUGAUUCUGCUAGAGGUUCGGCUGCCCCUUAGUCUAGGUAGCUAAUUACGUUACUCUCGCGGGCAUUCGACAGAGAUGUAGCCUGUUCUAGUUUUAUCUCUGCAAGGCGAACCAAAUUCAAACAGAAA
This is a messenger RNA of Annulohypoxylon truncatum, 1923 nucleotides long. RefSeq lists its product as uncharacterized. Lineage: Eukaryota; Fungi; Ascomycota; Sordariomycetes; Xylariales; Hypoxylaceae. The record is from RefSeq and is a predicted model, not a curated record. Gene Ontology annotation, molecular function: protein binding; tRNA (guanine(46)-N7)-methyltransferase activity. Bases 196 to 1827 code for a protein of 543 amino acids. The transcript has 3 exons. Gene Ontology annotation, biological process: RNA (guanine-N7)-methylation. Gene Ontology annotation, cellular component: tRNA methyltransferase complex; nucleus; cytosol.